This is a messenger RNA of Diplodia corticola, 1620 nucleotides long. RefSeq names its product ubiquitin carboxyl-terminal hydrolase. Lineage: Eukaryota; Fungi; Ascomycota; Dothideomycetes; Botryosphaeriales; Botryosphaeriaceae. Gene Ontology annotation, cellular component: cytosol; nucleus. The record is from RefSeq and is a predicted model, not a curated record. The coding region runs from base 1 to 1620 and encodes 539 amino acids. Gene Ontology annotation, molecular function: cysteine-type deubiquitinase activity; cysteine-type endopeptidase activity. The transcript has a single exon.
AUGGCACUGUCCAGGGUCAAUGGUAAAGUGCUGGCCCAGGCCCACCUCAAAGCCAAAACCCGCCGCCGCCGCCUUGUGGUCCUCUCUUCUCGGCACCUCCAGUCUUCCUCUCAUCGCAUGCGGCCGGCCAAGCUCUCUUUGUCUUCCCACGCAAAGAACCUGCCGCCGCCGCCCACCAUGUCCUCCGACAAGCAUGCCUUGCCCGAGUCGAGGCCGGAGAGCCUCAUCACGCUCGACGAGCCGCACCCAAAGAAAGAAGCCACCACCAAACCUACGGACACGGCCAAGCCCAAGAUCAAGCCCACCGUCGACCAGAGCAGCACCGUCUGUGACGACAACGAACACCACCAUCAAUCCCCUGAACGUCAGCCAUCCUGCCUCGACUCGGCUGUCCAACGACUACAGGUUCCCUAUGUGCCCGUGGCCGCAUCCGAUGAAGGCGUGUCCGGCGAGCUCACGCCUUGCAAGUCCAGCGCUAAGCGCAAGCUUGACGAGAUAUUGAAGGCACCCAUUCAAUUCGUUCCCGCGACCCAGGCUACCAUGGCAACCGAACCCGCCCGCAAGCGCCGUCGCAUUAGGACGAAGGAGCAAUCCGAGAGACAUGACACCAUCUCUCGUCUCAGCACCGAAUACUGCCGCAAGGAUCUGGGCGCCACUGGACUCGUCAACCACAGCGGCGUGCAUUGCUACCGCAGGAGCUGUCUCCAAGUGCUCAUGAACCUGCCCAUCUUCGUCAAUUGGAUCAAGCUGCACGGAAGCAGCCAAAAAUACCGCUGUCUAAAGCCCGGCUGCCUGGCUUGUGCCCUCCGUGGGCUUGCGAACGCAUACUGGCCGGCCGGGGCGGAGCGCCGGAGCGCCCAGCGCGUAGACCGGGCUGUCAGAGACUUCGACAACGCCAUCAACAAGCUGCCCCGGUGCCCUGGCGGAAGCAGGGGCGAGCGGCUCCGCCAACAGGACGCGCACGAGUUCAUGGUCUUCAUCCUGACCAACCUGUCCUCCAGCGAAGCCCACAAGGCAUGCAUGCCGCUCAACGAGGUCGAGGCGCUGUUCGGGCUGAAGCAGUUCCCGCGGCGCACCUGCCGCAGCUGCGGCCACCAAGAGACGCAGGACCCCAUCAUCUGGCUGAACGCCAGCAUCAACAUCCGGCAUCCGCGCAAGGGGCUGGACUUCAAGUCGUACUUCGACCAGUUCUUCUACGAGACGCUGCCGAGCAUCGAGUGCGAGCAGUGCCGCAAGAAGGUGCACGACCGCAAGCAGGUGGUGAUUGACGGGCCGGAGAUCCUGAUGGUGCAGCUGGCGCGCUUCGCAUCCGACGGCUGGGGCCAUCAGAGCAAGGUCAAGGACCCGGUGCAGUUUCCGCUGUAUCUCGACCUCUCCGAGUACUUUGACGACAAGAGGAUGCAGCGGCCCGGCACGCUGAGGUACAAGCUCACGGCGGUGCUCCAGCAUGCCGGCGGAGUCAACAGCGGUCACUACACGGCCAAAGUCGUCUCGCCCAAGGGCAUCCAGGACAUCAGUGACGACGUCGUCGAGAAGCCUGGGGUGAUCAAGGAACUGCUGCGCACCCACGAUGGAGGCUUCACGCCCUACAUUCUCACGUACGUCAGGGUGCACGAGUAG